UGUUGUCAGUCGGCGGGUUUGACAGGAAGCACGUUCGCUCUGACGUGUUGACUUUUUUUCUGGUUUCGCUUGGAGCGGCGUUACUGCUUUAUAACAAAGAUUGGGACCUUUAAAACUUCUCAGAAUAGAAUUAACGGACUUAUUGGAGAUUUUCUGCAAAAUUAAGCUAUUACUAUUAUGGCUGGUACCACCACAAAGACUGUACAAGAUAUUUUUCAAAGCAUGGAGUGCGGACCAGCUACAACUUCCAACACUGCCACUGCACAGGCAUGGCUGGAUAACCAGUCCCGCACUUUGGGUCUAUUCAUUGAUGGCAAAUUUGUCAAUCUGGUAGACAGAGAGACUCGCUCCUUGGUGGACUCGAAAGGUGAUCUUGUGUGCAGCACAGUGUGUGCUGUGCAGGACGAUAUUUUGCAGUGCGCAUCGUCUGCUAUCAAAGGCUUUGAGUCUUGGAGUCGCCUGUCCUGCUACCAGAGGUCCAAAGUGCUGCUCAGGUUGACGAGCACUCUUGGACAGCAUGGCCAAACUGUGGCCGAGCUGUGUGACCUUUGUCAAGCCUCCUGCUCCUCCUCCAGCCUUGUCAGGUUGUUGCAAUACUACAGCGGCUGGGCUCAGCUUCGAGACACUCUGAUCGCCAACUGGACGCCAUUGGGUGUGGUGUUAGUAGUUGGCUCUGAUGAGUGCAGUUUUUACUCCCUGAUGCUCAAAGUCUUACCAGCAUUGGCCAUGGGCAACUCGGUCAUCGUUGCCCCUGGUCUACGUACCGCCCCUCCGGCACUUCUAUUGGCUCAGCUUUUUAGGAGUGCAGGGCUUCCUGCUGGCGUUCUCAGUGUUUUAACUGGCACUGACAUGUCACUUGCUUCUGAUGUAGCCAAGAACUCCAGCAUCAGCUACGUCACCUACAGUGGCAACAAACAGGAUGCUGUGAAGCUGUGUAAAGCCACAGCAGGGAUGGGGGUUCCAGUAUGUGUAUCCCCAAACAUUGGCGCUACAUGCCCUAUCAUCAUUUUUGAGUCUGCUGACAUCAACAGUGCAGUGGAUGACGUGUUAGAGACUGCCUUCCAAAAAAAGAAAGAAGUGCAUUGGGUGUUGUGCGUGCAGGAGAGCGUGCUUGAAAGUGUGACGGCCCGCCUAAGGCUGCGCAUGGCGGGCUUGAAAUGUGUGGCGCUGCCCAGUGAUGAUGUCAGGGUGCUCGUGGACGCCGCAGUGCAGGAUGCUCAAAAUAGCGGGGCUACGUUGGUGCAGUCCUGCGCUGUCCCCUCUGGUACGCAAUAUCCUCCAACGUUGCUAUGCGGAGCGGCCCCAUCCUCGUCAUGUGUGGUCGUGCCCUCUCCUGGCCCACUGCUUCCACUUAUGACCUUCAGAAGUAACUCCGAGGCAGUGACGCUGGGGAACCACAGUCCACAUGGCCAAACAGCAUGUAUCUGGACUGAAGACCUCACUCUGGCUUUGGAGACAUCUAAGAGUCUGUCUGUUGGCUCAGUGUGGGUAAACUCACGCCCUUUCUCUGAUCCGUGUCUGCCUGUUUCUGGUCACAAAGACAGCGGCACAUGCACUGAUGGAGGCCAGGAGGGUCUUUAUCAGUUUUUACGGCCAUCAUCAUCAUCCUACGUUCCCCCUCGUGCUUCCUCUGUUGCUCUGGACUACGCCAAGUUUGGAACAGACGCACCGCCAGUUAUCAUUCCCGACGAGACUGCUGGUACCCUGAAGUCCUACUCACAUUUUGUCGCUGGCAAAGCUUGCAAAUCGGAGUCUGGCGCCAGCUUAGUAGUGCAUCCACAAGGGGGCAGCAGCGUGCUCGGCUACUGUCCUGAUGGAGGCCAGAAAGAUGUCCGGAAUGCUGUGGAGGCAGCUAUCAAAGUUCAGCCAGGCUGGAUGAAAAAGAGUCCAUCUGCACGUGCCCAGUCUAUUCAGUCGCUGGCCAAGGGGCUUGAAGGAAAAAGGCAGGACAUAGCGUCGUCAAUCAGUACCCAAACUGGUCUUCCUAUGGAAGAGGCUGAUUCGGAAGUGGAGCUCAGCAUCGCCAGACUCCGUGAUUGGGCUGCCUAUUGUGACAAAGUUCACGGCGGAACUCUGCCUGUACCACAGUCUGGCACGGGUCUCUCCAUCCCUGAAGCACUGGGAGUGCUGGGUGUGGUCCUUCCUGACAAGCAUCUCCUCCUCUCCAUGGUAACACUUCUUGGAGCAGCCCUUGCCUCUGGCAACGCCAUCGUCAUGGUGCCCAGUCAGGAAUAUCCACUUCCGGCAUUAGCAUUUAUUCAGGUGCUCCUGUCUUCAGAUCUGCCAGCAGGCUUAGUGAGCAUCAUUACAGGAAGGAGAAACCAGUUGACAAAGGCCUUGGCCAAUCACAGCGUCAUCAAGGCCAUCUGGUAUUGGGGCAACAGUGAGGGCUGCCAGUACCUCCAGUACACCUGCACCAGCCCGCUAAAAACUUUGCGGCUGUUCUGCCAGAAGGACAAGGACGGGAAGCAUUGUGGUGGGGACUGGACACACCCCUCUGUUCUGGAGGAACUGUGGAGAAAUGCCGUCCAGUGGAAGAGCGUGUGGAUUCCUACAGCUUAAUAGAAAGAGUGUGAUGAAUAAAAUGACAAAAUGAUCACCGUAGGGUUCAAGGCAAAUUAAAGAUUAAUUCAAUAAAUCAUUUCAAAGUGACGUUCUGCUGAAAAAAAAAAAAAAAAGCCUGUUAUAAAUCUCGAAUGAAGGAAUGGGCAAAGGUUAUUGUACAAC
Messenger RNA from Syngnathus acus (greater pipefish), 2727 nucleotides. RefSeq names its product aldehyde dehydrogenase 16 family, member A1 (gene aldh16a1). Gene Ontology annotation, molecular function: oxidoreductase activity, acting on the aldehyde or oxo group of donors, NAD or NADP as acceptor. The transcript has 17 exons. Lineage: Eukaryota; Metazoa; Chordata; Actinopteri; Syngnathiformes; Syngnathidae. The record is from RefSeq and is a predicted model, not a curated record. The coding region runs from base 178 to 2562 and encodes 794 amino acids.